AUGAAAAUCGCUGUCGUAGGGUCGGGCGUUUCUGGCUUAGCCGCGACAUGGGCGUUAAACGAACAUAGUCCUCAUGAAGUUCACCUGUAUGAAGCUGACGAUCGUGCGGGAGGACAUGCGAAUACCGUCAGAUACGUACCUCCAGGCAAAUCAGACGAUGACGCAGUUGAUAUCGUCUUCAAUCCAACCACAUACCCCAAUUUCUUGCGAUUUCUACAACGCACUCCCAAAAUUCGCAUUCUUCAAACUGAGAUGACGUUCAGCGUCUGCAGGGACUGGGGCCUCUUUGAAUGGGCUGGCAAAAAUUUGGCGACCUUGUUCUGCCAGCCGUCACGUCUUCUGGAUCCCGACAUGUGGCGACUAGUCUACGAUGUGCUUAGGUUCAACGCCUGUGCACGACGCCUCGUCUCUAGCAAGGCCCCUUCCGACGAUCCAAAUUUGUCGAUAGGAGAUUACCUCGAUCGCGAAGGAUACUCUCCAUCUUUCAGGGACAAUUAUUUGAUUGUAUCAGAUUUUUUACUGAUAGUUUUGGAGCCUAUGACAGCUGCGAUUUGGAGUACGCCACCUGAGAAGUGCCUCAUGAACUUCCCCGCUCGGACUUUAGUACAGUUUAUGAGUAAUCACCACCUGCUACAGGUUACAGGUAAACCGUCAUGGCUUACUAUCGAAGGUGGCAGUCGCAACUACGUUAAUACGAUAUUGUCAAAACUUCCCAAGGAAAGGUUACACUUGUCCUCUCCUGUCACAUCGAUAUGCAGAACAUCCCAAGGCGAAGGCCAUAACACCGUCCUUCUGAAGACGGGCAACGAGGAGGCUGUCACAGUGUACGACCGGGUUAUUAUGGCUUGUCAUUCGGACGCAUGCAUGUCAAUUCUGAAAGGCGGACGCGAUCUUCGUGAUGACGAGGAAGAGAUCCUCAAGUGUUUCACAUGGAACAAGAAUGUCGUAGUGCUGCACAGUGACAUUAAUUUGAUGCCAAAAGCCAGGACUGCGUGGUCUUGCUGGAACUACCUCACAACAUACUACAUGAACGAAUUGCAGCAUCUGCCAGAGGAUCUUCACUGCCCAGUGCUAGUUACCCUCAACCCACCAGCAGAUCCAGACGUCACUAAGACCGCCGCACGAUUCGCCUACAACCACCCCAUCCUCGACACCAAGGCGAUCAUCGCACAAAAGGUAAUGCCGAAUAUCCAGGGGCGCGGCGGUGUUAUGUUCGCGGGAGCGUGGCUUGGGUAUGGAUUUCAUGAAGACGGGUUUACGUCUGGUUUGCGUGCCGUCACAGAGCAUAUCGAUGGCGUUCAGCUUCCAUUCGAGAUAGCUUGUGCUGAUCGCGAACCGUGUGCUGUCUUCGUUGCCCCGUUCUUCAAGUUAUUGGAAGUUACUGGUAUACGCGCUGUAGUCGGCACAGCUUUGAAAUUGGUGCUCCUCCUUAUCAGAUCUAUCGUGCAGUCAUAUCAAAAUGUCUUUCAUAUACAGUGGUAA
Molecule: messenger RNA, 1482 nt
Organism: Suillus paluster
Lineage: Eukaryota; Fungi; Basidiomycota; Agaricomycetes; Boletales; Suillaceae
Exons: 10
Coding region: 1-1482 (493 amino acids)
Molecular function (GO): oxidoreductase activity
Source: RefSeq, a predicted model, not a curated record